AGGCUUUGCGCGCUCAGCCACCGGGAGAGAGCGCAGAAGAAGAAAAGAAGCUCCGUGUGUAGCGGCAAUGAAAGGACAGCGUGCUGCUAACAACCCGACUAAAACAUUAAGUUAAGUGCAAGUUAGCGGCCGUAACUGUCAAACCACAGGACGAGCGUGAUCCCAUCUUUUAGAAGAGACUCUGAGGACUGCGUCGGGAAAAUGUCUUUGGUUUGUGCAAUCUCCAACGAGGUGCCGGAGCACCCGUGCGUGUCCCCGGUGUCCAACCAGGUGUUUGAGCGCCGGCUGAUCGAGAAGUACAUCGCAGAGAAUGGGACGGACCCGAUGAACGGACAGCCUCUGUCUGAGGAGCAGCUCGUAGAUAUCAAAGUGUCCCAUCCCAUUAGACCAAAGGCACCAUCCGCAACAAGCAUUCCUGCUAUUCUCAAGUCCCUUCAAGAUGAGUGGGAUGCUGUUAUGCUUCACAGUUUCACGCUGAGGCAGCAGCUGCAGACUACUCGCCAAGAACUGUCGCAUGCACUCUACCAACAUGAUGCCGCCUGCAGAGUCAUCGCUCGACUCACCAAAGAGGUCACUGCUGCAAGAGAAGCUCUUGCCACACUCAAACCUCAAGCUGGAUUGGUUGCCCCUCAGGCCGUCCCCGCCUCUCAGCCGGCUGCAGCAGGUGCUGGCGGAGAGCCUAUGGAGAUUAGUGAACAGGUUGGAAUGACCCCAGAGAUCAUCCAGAAGCUCCAAGACAAAGCUACUAUCCUCACCACAGAAAGAAAGAAGAGAGGAAAAACCGUCCCAGAGGAGCUGGUUAGAGCUGAGGAUCUCAGCAAAUACCGCCAAGUGGCCUCUCAUGCUGGUCUUCAUAGUGCCAGUGUCCCUGGUAUUCUGGCUCUGGAUCUGUGUCCCUCAGACACCAGCAAAGUUCUCACCGGUGGAGCCGAUAAGAACGUGGUGGUGUUUGACAAGAACGAGGAGCAGAUUGUGGCAACACUUAAGGGCCACACCAAGAAGGUCACCUCCGUCAUUUAUCAUCCAUCCCAGUCUGUGGUCUUCUCUGCAUCUCCAGACAACACCAUCCGUGUGUGGUCUGUCACCGGGGGCAACUGUGUCCAGGUGGUGCGUGCCCACGAGGCAGGUGUGACUGGAUUGUCCCUACAUGCUACUGGGGACUACCUGCUUAGUUCAUCUGAGGAUCAGUACUGGGCCUUUUCUGAUAUCCAGACCGGUAGAGUCCUCACCAAAGUCACUGAUGAAAGUGCUGGCUGUGCUCUCACCUGUGCUCAGUUCCACCCUGAUGGUCUCAUUUUUGGCACUGGGACGGCUGAUUCUCAAAUCAAGAUCUGGGAUCUGAAGGAGCGCACCAACGUGGCCAACUUCCCAGGCCACUCUGGCCCCGUCACCUCCAUUGCUUUCUCUGAGAACGGAUACUAUCUGGCCACAGGUGCCCAGGAUAGCUCUCUGAAACUGUGGGAUUUGAGGAAACUGAAGAACUUCAAGACCAUCACCCUGGACAACAACUAUGAGGUGAAGUCCCUUGUGUUUGAUCAGAGUGGUACCUACCUGGCUGUAGGAGGAUCUGACAUCCGUGUCUACAUCUGCAAGCAGUGGUCUGAAGUCCUCAACUUUACAGAUCAUACAGGACUGGUGACUGGAGUGGCCUUUGGAGAGAACGCUCAGUUCCUGACCUCUGCAGGAAUGGACAGAAGUCUGAAAUUUUAUAGUUUGUAGAAAAGGAUAAAUUCAGGAUGGAGAACAGCUGAGCUGAGAAGUAUAGAACAGUCUCUUAUUUCUGAACAGUCACUCUCCUGGACACUGACUUGGUAUAGAUCUGUAAUUUUUAGGAAAAAAAGAGAGAAAAAACCCACAGCUAACUUUGCUUCAUUAGUGUUUGUCCCCAGGAAUGAGAUUACAUUUUCUGCUAUAUAAAACCACAACAGUCAUGGUCAGGAUAACAUGUUGGCAUUGCAAGUCUGAAGUGUAAAUGAUGUGAAACGAAAUACAGAAACCAGUGUAAAACCCGUGUCUGAUUUGCCAGCAAAUAUGAUUUUACUGUAGUAUUUUUGUUUUUUUUGUGUGUGGGGGGGGAGGAUUUAAAGUUGCUUAUAAUACUCUGAAGUGUUGAUGUACACUGUCGGGAGUUAGAAUUGAUGUGACCACAAUCUGCUUCGCUUCAUAAUGUAGAUCAGCUUCAUUACAGUAUCUUUAGGAUAAAAUAAAAAAUACAUCUGUAGUGACGUACAGUACAGCUGAGCAGAAAAUUAUUGUAUCAGAACUGUAAACAGGUGUAUAAGAUUCAUAAGAUAAGAUUCAGUCCUGUGUGAAAAAUUUAGUCUUCGUUAACCUCUGUUUCAUUUAAACUUUUGUCUUUUUCCAAUUGUAUAUUUCUCAUUAUUUGCUAUUUUACCUGUUGCAACUCUGCCCUUUUACAAUAAAAUAAAAUAUCUUUUGUAUGGCCA
Molecule: messenger RNA, 2447 nt
Organism: Larimichthys crocea (large yellow croaker)
Lineage: Eukaryota; Metazoa; Chordata; Actinopteri; Sciaenidae
Gene: prpf19
Product: pre-mRNA processing factor 19
Exons: 16
Coding region: 202-1719 (505 amino acids)
Biological process (GO): mRNA splicing, via spliceosome; protein ubiquitination; DNA repair
Cellular component (GO): Prp19 complex; U2-type catalytic step 1 spliceosome; cytoplasm
Molecular function (GO): protein binding; ubiquitin protein ligase activity
Source: RefSeq, a predicted model, not a curated record